Prorocentrum cordatum is the source of this 579-nucleotide messenger RNA. NCBI's taxonomy places the organism in Eukaryota, Dinophyceae, Prorocentrales, Prorocentraceae. The record is from the annotation of a GenBank genome assembly.
AUGUGGAGAAGGCGAGCGGUGGCAGAGGGCUCUGUCACUGCUCAGCGAGAUUGGCGGGGCGACGUUGGAGCCCGACGUCAUGCGCUAGGGCGCUUCGACCAGCGCGUGCGAGAAAGGCGAUCUGUGGCACCGGGCUCUGGCGCUGCUCAGCGGGAUGCGGGGGGCUCAGCUGGGGCUGAUGAUGGUCGUCAGUUGACAGUGCGCGAAAACAUUAAGCAGGAUGGUUUUGCCCUCCAUGGAGUCAAUCCACGAACGACGCUGGUCUGCUACAGCUCCGGGAUCAGCGCGUGUCAGAAGGGAGAGCAGUGGCAGCGGGCAGUGGCGCUGUUGAGCGAGAUGUUGGAGGCGCAGAUAGAGCCCAACGUCAUCUACAACGCCGUGAUCAGCGCGUGCGAGAAAGGACGGCAGUGGCAGCGGGCCCAGUCGCUGAUCAGGGAGAUGUGGGAGGCGAGCGUAGAGCCCAACACUGUUCAGCUACAGUGCUGGGAUCAGCGCCUGCGAGAAGGGCGAGCAGUGGCAGCGCGCCGUGUCGCUGCUCAGCGAGAUGUUGGAGGCGAAGUUGGAGCCCAACGCCAUUAG